ACAAUUAACGUUACGAUCGUUUUUUUGGAAAGAGAUUUGGGAACCUAUCUAUGGUAGUCGUAUCAAAGAUUCCAACUAGUGUUGUCGUACACCCUUUAGUACUUUUGGGUGUUGUAGAUCACUACAAUCGUGUUUGUAAAGAUACUAACAAGCGAGCAGUUGGGGUGCUGCUAGGCUCAAUUAGCCAAGGAAAAGUUAGCUGUACCAACUCUUUUGCUGUUCCUUUUGAAGAAGAGGAACAAGACUCUUCUGUUUGGUUUUUAGAUCACAACUUUUUGGAGUCCAUGUGGGCCAUGUUUCGCAAGGUGAAUGCUCGAGAAUACAUCGUAGGUUGGUAUUCUACUGGUCCUAAAAUUCGACCCGCAGAUCUUGAUGUGAAUGAGCUCUUUCGACGAUAUUGUUCAAACCCUGUGUUGGUUAUAGUGGACGUGGAACCCAAGGAAGAUGGUAUCCCCACUCAAGCAUAUAUAUCUGUAGAGGACCCUGUAGAAGAUAACAAGUCAACAGACGACAAAGGCGCAAGAGUGCGUACUUUUCGUCACUUACCGAGUGAACUUGGUUCAGCAGAUGCUGAACAGGUCGGUAUAGGUCACUUAUUACGUGACGUGAAGGAUGCGACGAUUGCAACUCUUUCUGAUGACCUAAAGUCAAAAGUUUUGUCGUUGAAUAGUUUGGAGAGUAGACUUAAAGAUAUCCAGAUGUAUCUAAAGUCUGUAAUUGACGGAGAGCUUCCUUUAAAUCACGAGAUACUUUAUGCUAUUCAAGAAAUAUUCAACGUCUUACCAACGUUGUUUACUCCUGAAGUUAUGAAAGCAUUUUUGAUUGAGACGAAUGAUAUUAUGCUUGUUUUAUAUCUAGCGUCCCUUAUCCGUUCCAUUAUUGCGCUGAACGAUCUAAGCAACAAUAAGCUUUCUUUGCGAGAAGGAGAAAAGAAAGCAGCAGAUAUGCUCCAAGAGAAAAGAACAAAGCUUCAACUGAAACAACACGAAAGUGAUCUUGCAACAGCCAAAAACCGUAAAAAGUGAAUAUAAGUUGGAUACAAGAGAGGAAACUUGGUUCGGAUAAAGUUGGAUCUUAUUUUUUUCAAAU
Molecule: messenger RNA, 1089 nt
Organism: Galdieria sulphuraria
Lineage: Eukaryota; Rhodophyta; Bangiophyceae; Galdieriales; Galdieriaceae
Product: 26S proteasome regulatory subunit N8
Exons: 3
Coding region: 51-1025 (324 amino acids)
Biological process (GO): proteasome-mediated ubiquitin-dependent protein catabolic process
Cellular component (GO): proteasome regulatory particle; proteasome complex
Molecular function (GO): metallopeptidase activity; protein binding
Source: RefSeq, a predicted model, not a curated record